AUGGCGCCUCAUCCCUCGGGUACGCCAGCUGUCCAAGUGACACACGAGACAGAGCAGCCCUUCCCGGUCUCCUCGAAAGAGGAAGUGACCUGCAUCGCGUCCGCUCCGCCGAGCCCCACUCGCGUGCCAGGGGGCUGCGUCGAGGCAGAAGGGAGUGGCUGCCGAGGGGCCGCCAGGAAGCUCCGGGCGCGGCGUGGGGGACGCACCCGGCCCAAGAGUGAGUUGGCUCUCAGCAAGCAGCGACGGAGCCGACGCAAGAAGGCUAACGACCGCGAACGCAAUCGGAUGCACAACCUCAACUCCGCGCUGGACGCGCUGCGCGGCGUCCUGCCCACCUUUCCUGAUGAUGCGAAGCUCACCAAGAUCGAGACGCUGCGCUUCGCGCACAACUACAUCUGGGCGCUGACACAGACGCUGCGCAUAGCGGAUCACAGCCUCUACGGGCUGGAGCCGCCCUGCGAGGAGAUGGGCAGCCCGGACGGCGGCUCCCCGGGAGAUUGGGGUUCCCUUUCCUCCCCAGUCUCCCAGGCGGGCAGCCUGAGUCCUGCCGCCUCGCUGGAGGGGCGCCCCGGGCUGCAGGCUCCUGCCUCCCCUGCCUACCUGCGCCCCGGCGCCCUGGCUUUUUCAGACUUUCUAUGA
This is a messenger RNA of Pteronotus mesoamericanus, 639 nucleotides long. It is a transcript of the gene NEUROG3, whose product is annotated as neurogenin 3. Bases 1 to 639 code for a protein of 212 amino acids. The transcript has a single exon. Gene Ontology annotation, molecular function: E-box binding; DNA-binding transcription factor activity, RNA polymerase II-specific; protein dimerization activity. Gene Ontology annotation, biological process: sensory organ development; forebrain development; axon development. Gene Ontology annotation, cellular component: nucleus. The record is from RefSeq and is a predicted model, not a curated record. Lineage: Eukaryota; Metazoa; Chordata; Mammalia; Chiroptera; Mormoopidae.